GCACACGCACACAAUGACACACUGAGAGCGAGUACAGGACGUUACAUACACUUUACUGUUAGUCCUGCGCGUUGGCCGUUGUGUGAGAAAAGUAAAAGUGAAAAUCAGGCCCUUGAAAUUUUGUGGAAUAUUUAUUAAUUAUGCAUGAUUAAUAACAUAUAAAUUGUGCGCGUGUCUCUUGUUUGUUUUGAAUAACGUUGGCGAUUUCUGUAGUUCGACGCGCGCGAGUGUGUCACAGGAUAUCGCGAGCACAACCUAAACCUUUUGAGCUUUGCUAUUUCUGGUGUGCUGUAAUCUAUAAUUGUGAUAUACUACAGCAUAGCACACACACAUACAGAGCUUUUCAGUGUAUACAUGUACGGACAGCCGCACACACACUACCAAACCUAACGUACAAGACGCCCCCGCUUUGCCCUUGAGCUGGCAUAGUAAGAAGCAUUCGAUUUUUCACAACAAGACGUGAGAAACGCAAAAACACACACACACACACACACACGACUGACUAAAGUUUGCGCAGCUCGCACGCGUUAUAGAAAAAAAAUAUAAAUAUACACAAAGAAAUAUACAAAAAAAACAAAACAAUUAGAUUACUAUAUAUAUACAUAGAGCAAGCAAGUGGUAGGCGUUAAUAAUGGAUGUGCUUAAUCAAAUACUCAACAUUAAUGCUGGUGGCGCCUAUGGCGGGGGCAAGGCGGGCGGCGCCUUCGAUCCGUUGACGUUUGCCAUGAAACCGCAAGUUGUCAUACGCGCCCUAUGCUGGCUCUUUUCCAUUGUGGUCUUCGGCUGCAUAUCCUCCGAGGGCUGGGUCGAAAAGGAUGGCAAGGAGAUGUGUCUCUAUAAUAACGAUGGCAUGGCCUGUAAAUAUGGCAAUACCGUUGGCAUUUUUGGCUUUCUCGCCUCCAUGUACUUCAUUGGCGGCGAGUUCAUGUUCGAGCGCAUGUCCUCGGUGAAGAGCAGAAAGCGUUACGUCAUGGGCGACAUGGGAUUCUCGGCUGCCUGGGCAUUUAUGUACUUCAUCGCGUUCUUCUACUUGUGGUCCCAAUGGAGCUCGGCACCCAUGCCCCCGCUGGGCAUUGGCGCCGGCAGCAUGAAGACGGCCAUUGUAUUCUGUUUUUUUAGCAUCUUCAGCUGGGCUCUGUGCGCCUUUAUGGCCUAUAAACGUUUUCUGAUCGGCGCCGGCGACGAGUUCACCUCGGCCUUUGAGACUGAUCCGGCCAAUGUGGUGCACCAGCAGGCAUAUAGCUACUCCAUGGACAACGACAAUGAGCAGUACAGUGCCUCGCCAUUUGGUCAGCCACAGCAGGGCAUGGAACAACAGUCGGGCAUGGAGUAUCAGCAACCCACCUACUAAGCGUAUCACUUAGCAAGUUGUGCCACUCCUCCGUUGUCGACACACACAUUUUUUUGGUAGUGCAAAUGGCAAAUACAAUUUUUACACCAACUGCAAUUAUAGUGCACAAGUUGGCUUAACCUAAUACACCGAUGUCAAGCAUAUAAGAACAACAACAACAACAACAACAACAACAACAACUACAACCACAACUACAACAACAAUGCCAUGCAUUUGCUUCAGCAAGGAAUACAGUAAGCAGCAAGCCGAUCUGCUCAGUUGAAAACCCUAUCCUUAUACAGUAUAAUAUUAAUGAUAAUAAUUUAUAAGCUAGCCCCCUAAGUUAUGUGUGCAGUUUUUGUAGUGAAAAUUUGUUGCAAUAUAUACGAGUAUGAUAUAUACACAUUAUAAACUAAAUACUAUAUAUAUGUAUAUAUACAUACAUAUAUAUACAUAUAUAAUUAUGCUUUAAACGUUGUUAGUUGUUUAGUAUAUUGUAUUAAAUUUUCUUGUGCAAGGCCCUGGCCCUCUAUGCUCAGCUCUGUUCAGUUUUGCCCUGACAGCAGGAAAUGAUGAAAAGAGAAAAACCAAAAAAUACAAAAAUGUUUUUUAGACAAAUUUACACACGCCAACAGCAAAAAUGAUUAUAGUAAUCGAUCCACACUAGUUAACUGGCAGACAUCACAAAAACUGCUCAAAACAUAUCCAUUUUACAACCAACCAAAUGACACACAAGCAUUUUACACCUAAUAACUCCUACUUCUGCUUGCUCCUAAAACAUAUUUCUUUCUAAUGCCCAACAGCUGCAGCACCUAUGGCCAGGGUCGCUUGAAUUUAGCGCAUAUAUAUAUAUAUAUAUAUGGAAACAAUAAAACACAACGCCAAAAUGUAAAAAAUCUAAAAUUGAAUUACAGCUAAUAAUUGUUAAACUCAAAAAUGCUCCCAAGAUAUGAGCAAAUGGGUUGAAAUUAAUGAGUAAUCAUACAAAAGCGUUUGACUUGAGCAAAUUAUAAUUUUGCAUAAGAUAUUAGUUUGAAAAGUGAGUCCAAACCAGCCCAAGUCUCACUUCUUCAGCUAAUAUAUUAAGAAACCAAGCUCUUGAACCGCAGUAUUCAAACACGAUUUAUACAAUAUUUAGUAUUAAUAUUAAUUGCUAUUAAAGUCAACAACAAUUUGUCGAACUUCGCUUUCGAAUCAGUUCCACAGAAAUGUAUGAAGCUUAGUCACAAAUAUGCCAUACGAAAUAUCUGGGGAAUAGCUCUGAGAGUAAAGUUCGAUAACGAUGUUGUUGAUUAACUUCACAUUCAAAAAAUUCAUUUAUUUAUAGCAAGGAAUUGCAAAAAAGAAUAAUUGGCAAAAAAA
Messenger RNA from Drosophila virilis, 2692 nucleotides. RefSeq names its product synaptogyrin (gene Syngr). Lineage: Eukaryota; Metazoa; Arthropoda; Insecta; Diptera; Drosophilidae. Gene Ontology annotation, cellular component: neuromuscular junction; synaptic vesicle membrane. The record is from RefSeq and is a predicted model, not a curated record.